Messenger RNA from Ochotona curzoniae (black-lipped pika), 6487 nucleotides. RefSeq names its product WAS/WASL-interacting protein family member 1. The record is from RefSeq and is a predicted model, not a curated record. Gene Ontology annotation, molecular function: actin binding. The coding region runs from base 1978 to 3480 and encodes 500 amino acids. The transcript is spliced from 8 exons. NCBI's taxonomy places the organism in Eukaryota, Metazoa, Chordata, Mammalia, Lagomorpha, Ochotonidae.
CUCUUUCUCUAUCUGCCUCCCUGCCUUUCAAAUAAAAUGAAAAUAAAUCAUUUUUUAGGUGCAGUAGGUGAAAAGGGGACCCCAACCUUCCACAUGCCAUGCUGUCUUUUGAUUGGGCUUUCUCUGUUGGUCUCAAACUGUAUGUGUACUGAGAGUGUCUUUGCACAGUAGGCUUAGGUGUGGGCUUCAGAAAUAAUUCUGUAAACACCCAUGUUGAGAAGUGGUCAUCUUGAUCACGUUCUCUUUUUGGAGUCUACCACAGAUAGACUUCCCUAAAUACUUACUCAGUUCACUUAGUGGUGGAUUAAGUGUCUUAUUUUCUCAAAGGUUCAUGAGGGAACAAAUGUACAGUAUCUGCAGGCCUCUCCAUCUCUGGAGGCUCCUAUCUAUGGUGUCUAUUGCUGUUGCAGAUAUCUGUUGAACUCCUGAUCCUCAUUGGAUGAGGUGAAUGCAGUGCUUCAUGUGGCACCAGGAAAAGGAGAGAAACAGCCCUUUAUUGCCCUUGGGUUUGCCACUUCCAGGAACCUUGCCUCUGGCCCAGCACCAUGUACCAUUCAUACAGUUUGACUCAUCUGAGAAGUCUGGCAUCAUCUAUCCCUGGGGAGAGGCACUUUUGGUGCUUGGGAUGGCACUACUUCAGGCAUAGGGAGUUCCGUAUUCCUGGCCCCACCCAUCGACUCCUACUGGCUCCUUCCCGAGCCAGUCCUGCCCACUGUGUCUCACCCCCAGCCAGAAAUGUUCCACAUUUCCAGCGGUGCCUUGCACUGAAAGCCAUGAACUAGCCCAGCCCCAUGAUCUUACAGGCAAGGGAGUGAAUGUUGGGUGGCCAUGGCCUUUCCACGCUGCUGUUCUCUAAAUUCAGCAGAAUCAGGACCCACUGCACAGUUAUCCCAUGUGGUUAGUUUCUGGAAUAAGCCUCCGUGUUUCAUUCUUUCCCUGAAUACUGUUUUCUCAGAAUGGUACAUGUAAGCCUAGAUCAAGUAAAAUGAGGAACGUUUUCAAACUGUUCCGUGCCACUCCAGGCUUGGGGGCAGUGCUUUGUGCACACCAUGCGUUCCAUGGCCAUCCAGCUCUUGGAGCCCCUUAAUGGUAAAAAUCAGACUUUGCUCCUUCUGCCUUUUUGUCAAGUGCUUCUAGGGGAGGUACUGUCACCCCAGAGUGCCUGCCUGGAGGACAGAAACGGAACGUUUGGUCAUAAAAAACUCACUGAAGUUGGCUGUCACUGAGCUUGACUUGGACACCAGAAUCACAUUUCAGACCCCAUUUGCCUUUAUACACCUGACUUGCUGCCCUCGUUGCCUUGGUAACUUUCUCCCUACACACUUGGAUGCUCUGUGAAGGAAGAACAAUCAUUUUAGUCUAACUAUAGAUGUUGUUGAAGAGCUUGUGAUUCAUAAGUGACUCUUCCUUAUUCCUAAAUGGAAUAGCCAGCAUUGGGUGGGGCUUUCAGCUGGAUUCCCCGCCCCGCCCCAAAGACUCUCAAGUGCUCUACACAAGCAUUUUUGUGGUGGUGUCUCCAAGAAAGCCUGGCUGUUGGUGGGAUGGGGUGCUGAUGUCCCCUGAUCUUCAUACCAAACACCUGUUUAUACCCUGUGGGGAGGAGAAGCACUGAAUUUUUUAAGUUUAGUUUUUUCUUUUUUUUUUUUCUCACUUGCUUCUUAAGCGUAAAACCAAUCUAGUUUCUUUUUCUGAGGCAGAGGAGGAAGGAACAAACAACAAGUUAAUCAGACAGGAAGCGAAUAACCACAGCAGGACGUUUGCCUCUGACUCAGUCACACUGAGCGAGCGGCCAGAGCCCUGCUAUGGCUGCCCCCGGACGACCCAGCCCCGGCCUGUGAGGAUGAUGCCUUUUUCAUGGACGAUUUGCUCUCCUGGCUUGGGUCCCACGUGCUCUGUCUGCAUGUGACCCUGACUAUGGCCUUCUCCAGUACCCUGUAACGACUUGUCAUCAAGACUGUUAAGAGUAACUGAUCCAAGAUGCCCGUACCUCCACCUCCAGCGCCCCCACCACCGCCAACCUUUGCACUGGCCAAUACUGAGAAGCCGACCUUGAAUAAGAGAGAGCAGGCUGGGAGAAAUGCCCUACUGUCUGACAUCAGCAAAGGGAAGAAACUGAAGAAGACAGUCACCAAUGACCGAAGUGCACCGAUACUGGACAAACCUAAAGGACCUAGUGCUGGUGCAGGCAGUGGAUUUGGUGGAGGAGGUGGCAGCGGCGGUGGUGGAGGUGGCAGCGGCGGCGGAGGUGGGGGUGGCCCGCCUGGACUAGGAGGACUGUUCCAGGCCGGAAUGCCAAAGCUAAGAUCCACAGCUAGCAGGGAUAACGACUCUGGAGGAAGCCGGCCACCGAUUUUGCCACCAGGAGGAAAAUCCACAUCUGCCAAGCCCUUUUCACCCCCAAGUGGUCCGGGGAGGUUUCCUGUACCUUCUCCAGGCCACAGAAGUGGUCCCCCCGAGCCCCAGAGGGCCCGGAUGCCUCCUCCACGGCCCGACGUGGGCGCAAAGCCUGAAAGCGUUCCUCCUCCAGUACCUAAUACGCCACGGCCUGUCCAAUCAAGUCUGCACAACCGCGGGUCGCCACCAGUCCCUGGGACCCCCAGGCCACCUGGCCCCGCCCCGACCCCUCCCCCCUUCCCUGGAAACCGAGUUGCCACUUUCGGGGGAAGCUCCAUACGUCAGUCCCCCUCAGGCUCUCCUUCGCCCUUCUCCAACAGGCCUCCCCUGCCUCCCACCCCAAACAGGGCCCUGGAUGACAAACCCCCUCCACCACCUCCGCCAGUGGGCAACAGGCCCUCCAUCCACAGGGAAGGGGUUCCGCCUCCUCCACCUCAGAACAACAAGCCUCCAGUGCCUUCCAACCCCCGACCAGCCACCUCCUCACAGGCCCCGCCGCCUCCACCGCCCCCCAGCAGGCCCGGGCCGCCUCCCCUGCCUCCAGGUGGCAGUGGCAGUGAUGAAAUCCCAAGGCUCCCACAGCGGAACGUGUCCCUCACUUCAUCUGCACCUCCCUUGCCUUCAGGGGGACGUUCGGGUCCUCUUCCUCCCCCGCCCACCGAGAGACCCCCUCCUCCAGUGAGGGACCCACCAGGCAGAACAGGCCCCCUCCCACCACCACCUCCAAUAAGCAGAAAUGGCAGCACAUCGCGGGUCCUUCCUGCCACCCCUCAGUUGGCGUCCAGAAGUGGAAUCGAUAGUCCCAGGAGUGGGCCCCGGCCUCCUCUUCCUCCUGAGAGGCCUGGUGCUGGGGCACCUCCACCACCUCCACCAUCAACAUUGAUUAGAAAUGGCUUCCAAGACUCCUCAUGUGAAGAUGAGUGGGAAAGCAGGUUCUACUUCCACCCAAUUUCUGAUUUGCCACCUCCAGAACCGUAUGUGCCAACAACCAAAAGUUACCCCAGCAAAUUGGCAAGAAAUGAGAGCCGAAGUGGAUCCAAUCGAAAAGAAAGGGGUGCUCCGCCUCUACCUCCCAUCCCAAGGUGAUCUUUACCUGCUCUUCUGGACCCGGGCCCUGACAGCUGCUUUUGUUGUUGCUAUAUGAGAAUUGUACACACACUCCACCCCCUUUGCUUCCCGUGACCCCUUACAUUAGCAGGAGGGGCAAGGGGAGAAGGGAGAACAAAAAAAAUGGGUGUGCCAGGGUGGGGAUAGGGAAGAGAUGCACCUAGCUUGUUACAAUGUACAGAUUCUCAAAGCCAUUUAUUGCUUGCUUCAGCUGCAGCAGCCAGGGCUGGCUGCUGGGAAUCCAUAGCUUUUGCAAUAAGUAGGCAGAGACAAAUCAAGACCCAGCUUUUAGUCAACCAAAUUCAAACAGACACUGCUUUUUGGCUACAGGCUGUAAUUAUUAAAAUCCCAGAGAGCUGUUUCCUUCCAUGUCUUUCUUUGCAUGCUUGGCUUCCUAGCUGUUUUCAUCAACCACAGACCACCUGAGCAAACUGCUGAGCAAGGGCAUACAUGAAACUUUUGCAUGUACAGGAUGGCCAAUCUUGGGCCGUUUGAGAUAGAUUUGAGAACACACCUGUCCAGUAAAAAUAAAAUGUGAGGUCCAGGCAUAAUUUUAAGAUAAUAAUAGUUGGGGUUGUAUAAAAGGGUUUUUCUAAAAAACAAAAAGUGAAAUUAACUAUAUUUACCCCAUACAUUCAAAAUAUGAAUGUACCUGAAAUUGGUAUAAAAUUAUUAAUGCUAUAUUUUACCGUUUUUGGUACUAAGUGUUCAAAAUUCAGUGUGUAUUUUACAUUACAGCACAUUUCUACUUGGACUAUUUAUGUGUUAAAUGUUCAAUAGCCACAUGUGGCCGAUGGCUACCACAUUGGACAGCACAAAUUUGGAAGAUGGAAACUAAUGCAAAAAUCUCAUUUCAAAAACCAAAAAUGCAAAAUGAGUUUUAGCAAUUCAAGGGGACCUAGAAAUAAAGUGAGGAAGCAGUGCCUUGUUUGGCAGACAGCCUGACUAUAGAUUUUGGUCUCUUAACUUUCCAUCUUCCCUUAACAUCUGUGUGUAAGUGUUGCUCACAAUACCAACGUCAGAAACUAAUCCAAUAGGGCUUAGGGUCACAUGGAAUAAAGCCAUUGGCAAGAAACUAAAAGUCUGUCAGAGCCUCUGGCCUCAGACCCAGCGGACUCACUCUUCGGUUGGAUGCCUGUGCUGUGCGAUUCCAAGCUGCCUCUGUUCUUCUCAGGCUGAGCAAGCUCAUUAAGGGCCCUGAUAUGGUAGGAGAGUCAGGCAAUGAUAUCCAGUAGAAACAUGGAAGAAGAGAAGAGAUUUGAACUGAUGGGCAAAACUCAAAAGACACAUUCUGAUGCCUGCUCAGUUAAGCAAACUGGGGAGACAGCACAAACUGGAGGGCAUUUGUUUUGAGUCUUUUCGGGGGGAAAUAUUUGUCUUGGAUCUAUGCAAAUAAAGCUUCCACUUAAGGGCCAUAGAGAAGAAUCAGACUUGCCUUUUUUUUUUUUUUACAUGAUUUUGUUUACAAAAUUUUACUAGGACUUUUAAAUCUAGCUAUAGAAUUGGAAAAAAUCCAUUUAGAUGUUUUAUAUGGUUUAUUAUGUUUAAAAUUACCAUUGCUUAUUUUUUAAAAGCAUACAACCACAUGUUUAUGUAUAUCUAUCUAGCUUUGUAUCAUGACUUUAGUGUAUUCAUGUAAUAUUGAAGGAUGCUAAUAAGAAGUCAAUCCAAAGAAAAAUCUGAAACAUGCAUUCCUAUUUAUGGAAUAAAUAAAUGUUUCAUUUAUGUAAAAGCAAAAGAACUUAAGAGUUUUGACAAAUAGGAUAUCUAAUAAAUUAUGAAGUUACUGAUUUGGGUAUAUUGUAUUUUUAUAAUAUUCCUGGCCAAAGUCCUGAGCUAAGUACACCAGAGAAUUUCUUUCUCCCCUCUACUACCCAUCUGUCUUUGAUACAGUCACAGGGACUCUUGAUUCAUACAGAAUCAAGAAAUAUAAAAAUGCAACAUGAUUGGCAGAAUAUUUUAAAAAAUAUUUUAUGUUUACUUUGUCUCUGUCUCUCCUCCUCUCUGUGUAUCUGCCUUUCCAAUAAAAAUAAAUAAAUCUUUUUAAAAAAUUAAUAAAAAUAUUUUAUGUUGAACAUUUGGUAAUUUAGUGGUAUUUUACUUUGAAUUCUUUGAUGUAAAAAGUGAUAAACAUUCUUGUAAAUAAACCCAAUGACCUAUUUCACAAACAACACGGUUUGGCCUUUCUAGCAAAUCUGGGAGAGAAAAGGCUGACUUAAGAAAGGUGGACCUAAGUGUUGUGAGGAAUAAAAAGAAUUGAGUAACUUGCAUAUCUCAACUUUGCAGCUACCCACAGCACGAAGUUGCCAUGCAUGCACAAUGUUUUUGGCUAUGCAUUUUGAAAAGACUGUUUCACACACCUGCAGCCUUCCUUUGAAGGUUAGCAUCCUUAUUGCAUCUGGUUCUUAAGAGAAAGUUCUGUGCUAACAUCUUCCAGCUAUGGUAAACCAUUAAGAUGAGUGUUUUCCUCCCCUAAAAUCAGAGCUUAUAUGUGUGUUUUUCACAUAAAGUUUCCAGAUAAAUGGAUUUGAGAUGCAAUACAGUAUUUUUAAAAUUUAUAUAUCAUUUUAUAUUGAAAUGUAUUACAGUAUUAAAAUGCAGUGUUCAGUAUUUAUUUCACUAUGCAUUUUAUUUAGCAAAAGCAGAGAAAAAUGUUUAAUCCAAUGGUGCCUUUGUGAUUUGAAAGAAAUUGACUUUUUAUGUCUAAACAGAUUACUUGCAUUUGUAAAAAGUUAGGCCUUUAUAUUUUAACUUGUAAUACCAAUUUUGUUAUUGUCAAAGUGCCUAGGAUUUUGGCAUGAAAUUAAUCUUUCCCUGUUUAUAGUCAGGGACUGAAGAGGGAGAAAACAAAUGUGUUCAUACCAUUGCACUAUGUAAACAGACACAUUUUGGUAUCUGUGACAUCAGGAUCAUUUAAGUCACAGGGUAGAGCCUACCCUCAUGUCUGUGUCUUUGUAAGUUAGCACGACAAUAAAUAAAAGUAGAA